AUGUUGGCUCGAGCACCGACGAUCGACACGCGGCCCGCCAGCGCAGCACCAACAGUCGAUCUUAUAGCGGGCAAUGAGUUUCUCAAGUUGCUUUUCGAACGUGAUGAAUCGCAGCGCGAACUGCACAGCGGUGAGCACGACGAUGCCAACGAACGAGUGGUGCGCGGACUGCAGGCACGUAGCGACAGCAGCAGCAGCAGCGGCAGAGGGGCUGCUGGCGAAAGGCGAGUGACGCGCGCCGAUCAUUACCAAUCGACAGGCGAUGCCACCACGCAGUCAAGUGAUUUGGGUAAUAGAGGCGCGGCGGCGCGUAGUCUUGGUUAUAAGAGUCGUAAUGUGCAGAACGAAGCGACAGCGACGACGACGGCGAAGACAACGCGAGCGAGCGAGGAGGGCAAACAAGUGGUAAAGUUGGUGACAUCAGGCAGUAAAAUUGUGUUCCUCGAAGAAUACGACGACAAUGACGCCAUUGUGGAUGCAGUGGCGCGUGACAUUGAUCUAAAAAAAGAAAUAACACAAACACACAGUAAACAGACAUCAAAGCCAACAGCGACGGAACAAGUGCACAUGCAUGUUGAAGCAAAUCCUAGCGACGAAGUCAAGGUAGUGGCGGUGAGCGUGUCAUCAUCGAGCAAACGUGGUGGCCAAAGUCGCACAACAACAAACAAUCAAUAUCACAUAGCUGACACAGAUAUGUCAAAACAGAGCAAUAUAUUCACCGAGACACGUGCGUCAAUGCCACACACAGACAACAUGCGACAGCCGCACAAGCAAACACCACAUGACAACAGCGCUGACAAAAACCAGAGCGCUGACAACAUGUCCGCCAUGACGGCAACAGCGACCACAACAGCGCCAACUGCGCCGAUAACUGCAUCGGCGGCUACCUCAACGAUGGAUGACUUUGUGAAUCGCUCACACAAAAGUGAAUUCUCCAUUGAGGAAGCCGAACCGUUGACAAUGUCGCCACAAAAAUUGCGCGGCGCACCGCAUGCAGCACGCGCUAAUAGUCCACGCUCUCUGCACACGCCACAUGCCGUGAGUGGACGUGCCGUUAAAAUGGCUGCCAACCUGGAUGUGGUCGACUCGGAGAAUAGCGCUUCGACCAAUAUACAAAACGUAUUGGCAGCGCCACUGACGCAGUCCGCUUCCACACGCACCGCUACUGUGAACGCACCAGCUGCAUAUCAGAGUGGCGCGAACAAACGUAAUGGCACGUCCGCGCCCAUAAAUCACAGCCUGGCAAAUACAGCGCGUUCACAUAUCAACACGCAAAUUAGCGGUGCUGAUGACAUGAGCGUUGCUGUUAUGCGCGACACGUCCGCAGCGGUGGCGCACGUUGAUGCCGCCAACGCUGAUAUGGAUGAGAAAUUGUUGCCCUUCCAAACGGUGAUCUAUCACAAUACCAAGGAAGGACAUGGCCCGCAGUCCCGCUCAAUAUCAUACAGUUCGUUGUCACAGAAUGUGGAAGAUUUGCAUGCGUGGCGGCACUCGGGUAUUUUGGCCGAAGCGCAGCGCAAUGUAAGCGAGAGUUUAAAACCCUUACAACGUGCACAAUUGGCGCACAAUUCAGAGCCGGCGAAGUUUUAUUCGGUGCCAUCGAAAAUGUACAGCGAACCGUCGAAGUUUUACUCCGAACCAGCUAAAGUAUAUUCUGAGCCGUCUAAAGUUUAUGGCGAGCCCGAGAAGUUUUAUUCCGAACCCGCUAAAGUAUAUGGUCAACCAUCUAAGUUUUACUCCGAACCAGCGAAGGUAUACUCACAGCCUGCCAAAGUCUAUGGUGAACCGGCGAAAACUUAUUGGUCGCCAAGCGCCGCUGGUGCUGCCGUAACGGCUUCGCCGUCUACGUCAAGCUCUACAAGCAGCACAACUACAACCUCAACCACGACUACACGCCCUGGGCGUUAUAUGCCCUCACGCCGACCCGCCAUUGUGUCACGCAUCGCUUUCGGUGAGGCGCAAACCUCAACAACAGCGCCCCCACAGCUUUCAGAUGAACACCCACCAGUCACAAUAUCGUCAAUAUCCACUAACCAGCAUCAACAGCAACACCACACGCAUCACACACGUUUCCACUCGCAUGCGCAUAGCCAUAGUCACAGUCACGGUGCGCAUAGUUCGCAUAGUGCACAUGAUUCACAUAGUCCGGUGCAUGUACUCGCGCAUACUCAAGCCAACAGUCAGUCUAACGCCGACACAGCCGCGCAACCUGCUCAAUCGCAGUCACUAUCACAGUCACAUGCGGCACAAUCGCAACCACGUCGGGUACUCUUCAACUUGGAUAAAUUGCCGUAUGAUUUAUUGAAUGCGCCGCAAUCACCGCAACAUCUCUUGGAUCCCGACUUCUCGCACAGUCCACCGGCGGCUGUUACCUACUCAUCGCCUCGGCAACGCCAAUGCUUGGAGUCCGCCUUUUCGGCGUCGUUGUCUCAAUCAGCUUUGCAACAGCAGCAGCAGCAGCAACGUCAGUAUUCGUCAUUGUCGGACCAACAUUCUAAUCAAAAUGCCAAAGGAUUGCCUAAUCGAGAUCUAGUCAAGUGUGUUUCCAAAUACAACCAACCAUUAGCCCCAUCAACGGCGACAACAGAGCGCAGCUACAAUGGCGACGACGACAAUAACGACAACGACGACAGCAGCGGCGGCUUGUAUACGCCGACCCCAGAGCAAAAUUACGAAAUUGAAGAGUCCGUAAGUGUUAUGACAAACGGACGAGCCCACGGUAUACAAGGCAAUGCGGCGGUAACUACAACGGCCAGACCAUCAUUUGCACUGCGCACCACGAAAUUCCCCAGUCGCGGUGCGAUACACCAUCAACAACAACAGCACCAACAACAACAUCACUACCACGGCAACGCCAACACAAAUGCCAAUAUAGACAACAACUAUGAUGAUAAUGUGGCGCAGGUUGGUGGUUUGGAUGGCGGCAGCGAUGACGAUGGCAUUGCUGGGGAUGGCAGUAAAACCGGCGAGGGCGGCGACGACGACGAUGCCAAGGUGGCGUAUGUGGUCGAGGGACGCAACUAUCGCAAGUAUCGCGUGGAGGAGAAGACCGACGACGGUUUCAUUGUUGGCGAGUACGGUGUGGUGGACCAUAAUGAUGGUAAUUUACGUGGCGUACGUUACACCGCCGAUUCGACCAUCAAUCGCAGUCUGAUACAAAAGGCGUUGUUGACAUUUCUUAAGCUCAAGUAG
Molecule: messenger RNA, 3192 nt
Organism: Bactrocera tryoni
Lineage: Eukaryota; Metazoa; Arthropoda; Insecta; Diptera; Tephritidae
Product: nuclear pore complex protein DDB_G0274915
Exons: 2
Coding region: 1-3192 (1063 amino acids)
Source: RefSeq, a predicted model, not a curated record